GUCUGUGGUUUUUCAAAACUCCCGCCACUAAACUUCGCUUAGGAUGUCAGAUGACGAUGCUGUGAAUGAAACGCAUAAUCUGUCAGAAUCAGAAGCUCAAGAUGUCCAGCACUUACGAGAAAUCGCUGGUGGGAUAGGCUACUUGGAUGCCUUGAAGCUUUUGGAAGAAAGCUCUUGGAACUUAGAGCGUGCUGUACACAAAUUAAUGGGAUUUGAAGACUCUAGUGUAAGGCAGAGGAGCACGUCCUCACGCAUCCCGUCCGUACCACAGGUUGAGUUAAUUCCUCCUAAUCAACGGAUACUAAGGGCAAGCAGUAGCACUAACAGUUGGUUGUGGUCUGCUACCUUAUUGUUGUUCGAACCUAUUCGAGUGGGAUAUAACUUGUUCAUCGGGAUUGUUAGAUUUUUCACUUCAUUCCUUUGGUCCGAUCCUCGAAAUCAGGUUACUGAUCCUGCAGGCGAUGUAAGAAAAUUUAUCCAACACUUCAAAGAAACUUAUGGAUCUGUCGAUACCAGUCUUGACGUUGACGCCAAUCCAAGCAGAAAUUCUACUUCUGAUUCAAUCCCACCUUUCUUUGAGGGAACCUAUGCUGAUGCUGUUCAAGAAGCCAAACAAAGCUUGCGAUUUCUAAUUGUUUAUUUGCAUGGAGAUUCGCAUGAAGAUACUCAUCGGUUUUGCAAGGAUAUUCUUCAAUCGGAUAAUGUUCUACGAUUUCUUAGAAAUUCCAAUGAACUACUGUUUUGGGGUUGUAAUAUUGAGUCUCCUGAAGGUUAUCGUGUAUCACGAACCCUUCGAGAACAUACAUAUCCGUUCAUCGGAGUUAUUGGCUUGACUAAUAUGCCGAUUUCAGAAAAUGGAAUUUAUUCUGGAAGUAGUACACGAAUGGCUUUACUAGGACGUAUAGAAGGUGUAGUAGAAUCAUCCGAAUUAGUUGAUCAGUUGAACAGUAUAUUAAAUGAACACCAAACAGCUAUAAUAACAGCUCGAUUGGACCGGAGUGAACGAGAAAUGAAUGCUCAGUUAAGGCGUGAGCAAGACCUAGCAUAUGAAGCAUCACUCGCUGAAGAUCGAGCCAAGGUGGCUGCUCGAGAAGCACAACAACGAAGUGCUGCUUUAGAAGCGGAACAGCUAGCUAGGGAUGCAAAACGAAAGGAAGAUCUACAAAAAGCUCACAUUAAACGCAAGCGCAUGUGGCGAAAUAGGUUACCACCACCACCCAAGUUCGAAGAUGGAUCUACGGUACACUUAUCAUUCAAAAUGCCACAUGGUUCCAGAGUUUCUCGCGUCUUCGGCUUGAACGAUUCUAUCAAGCUGCUCUACUAUUUUGUAUUAUCUCAGGAUGAUUCACCAGCAGAAUUCGAGGUGCAAUCUAAUUUUCCAAAACGUAUUUUACCGUGUCAACCUUUCGAAGAAUCUGAUAUUGAAGACUACAUAGAUAUUUCUGAUAGCAAGAUGGAAUGUGAUGAGUUUGAGGUAAUCACAGAUUGGUCCCCUAAAUGUGAGAAUGAUCCACCAUCAUUUAGUGAUAUUAACUUAACAAAACCAGAAAUGUUGUAUGUUCUCAACAAAGAUGCAUGAUGAUAUCAUAGUGUUUUAUUCUUCCCAUCUUUUGAGCACACCAGCAUAGCUAUAUCUUUAUGGUUAAAGCUGUUCCGUUGUUGAAUAGGUUCAUGCAUGAUAAUUUUGAUGUAGCUUUCUGUACUGGAAAUAAGUAUGACGAUAUUAUAGAUGAUUUGCACAGUCGGGACUUCGUUUCUUUAUACAGUUGUUUUAAUGUAUUUUUUCCGAUUAUUUUAUUCAUGCUCAUAUUGUUUCUCUAACCUCAAAGUUUGACAAAUCUCCUUGUAAUAUUUUCUGUUAGCAUAUAACAUUCCUUCUAUACAUGUGGUUUCUUCCUAAAACAAACUACCCACCGUUGACCUACUGUAGCUUAUUCAUUCGCCUCAAAUUUUUUGUGGACUGUCUAGAGAUAAUAUUGAAGUUUACUUUUGAGCAACAUGUGACCACCUGUGUGGAAAGUCUUUCCUUCUGUUUUUCAAUAUGCACACAGAUUUCGUGCAAAUUAAUUGAACUGAAAUUGUUUUUAUUACUACGAUGAUGAUAAUCACUAUUGUAUUUUAUUUGUGUACAGUACAGGCACUGAAUUGCUUUUAUUUUCAUCUGUUGACUCUUUGUAAAGUGGAUUUUCAUCGUUUGGUUUUAACUCAUUCUGUGUAAAUGAGUACCUUAUGGUAAGCUCUCAUUCAACUGUCAGUCGUUUCCUCUCAUGCUACCCUUAUACACAUUUUUAUCAAUUACUACCAUUUAGGGAUAAAAAUGUGUAGAUUCUAUAUAUUUGUUGGUAGAUAACAUGUGUCACUUUACAUUACUGAAAUGCAACACGUCCGUUCAGAAGUCCGCGUACAUGAUAUUUAUCGCGUAAAG
This is a messenger RNA of Schistosoma turkestanicum, 2425 nucleotides long. The record is from the annotation of a GenBank genome assembly. Lineage: Eukaryota; Metazoa; Platyhelminthes; Trematoda; Strigeidida; Schistosomatidae.